CACCAGCGCUUUCUGUUACAAUGCAACAUUUUAAGACCACCAAAAAAGGAAGAAAAGUUGAUUUCUGAACCAUUUUUAACGCAGAAAAGUGUCGAAACGAAAAGAAAAUGCAUAUAGGUGUCCCAUACUUAAAAAAAUGUUUGAAAUUCUUGAUUGGAGGUAUACUUAUAGUAAUAUUAUUCUUCCUUUUUUUACAAGUGCAACCUUCAGAAGGACAGCAAGUAUUAGAUGCAACGCCUGCAAGUGAGUUAAGAAGAUUGAGGUCGGAUUUGCUGAAGAAUUAUGAUAAGAUUACACUUCCUGUUUUAAACCAGUCUCUUCCUAUUACCGUCAAACUGUUGUUCGAUAUUCAGUAUAUUGUUUCAUUGGAUGAAAAGUACCAGAUUUUGACAGUGAAAGGAAUACUGAUGCUGAAAUGGAUAGAUGAACAUCUGAAGUGGGAUUCUGGAAGUUAUAGUGGUAUUUCAGCUGUUCGGUUUUCACCUCAAGAAGUCUGGCUGCCUGAUAUCCAUUCCUUAUACAAUGUUAAAUCGGUAGAUAUAUUUGACAAAGAUCAUGGGGCGCCAGUACUGGUGUACUCUAACGGGUCUGUUAAGUGGUAUCCUCCAGCUGUGUUUGAUGUACCUUGCAGCACUCAGUUCAAACAUUAUCCUUUCGAUCGCCAUAACUGUACAAUCGUUUUUGGAUCCUGGUCCCACUUGGGAGAUGCCAUCGUCUUAGAAACAAUUGAAUUGCCACUAGCGCCAUCAAAUGAAGCACAGAGCAGUGAAUGGGUUUUAACAAAUGUGACGCAUGAAAAUUUUAUAUAUACUAUGCAGAAGGAAUACUACAAAUACCAUGUUGUUAACGUACAUGUUUAUCUACAAAGAACUUCACGAAUUUAUCGAUAUAUAUGUGUGGUACCGUCUCUGAUUGCACUCUUUUCCACACUCUUUGGUUUCUGGCUGCUGCCACAUGAAACGUCUCGUUACAUGAUUGGUUGUUCAAAUAUCAUCGUGAUGUCUCUGCUGCUACAACAUCUUGCUAUGACCACACCAGCUGGGAAAGACAUUCCUUUAAUAGCACAGUACAGCGCUACAUGUCUUUGCAUGUCUACCUUGUUUGUUUUGAUCACAGUGGUAACGAAUCUCCUCAGAGAUUCCUCUGGAGCACCACCGAAUGGUCUAGUGCGUUUGGCUCAUGGUACUCUGGAUAAAUACCUCUGCUUGUUUAUGUUUUCUUAUUUUACAAAUGAAGACAAAAUUCUUGCAGAAGUGUCUUCAGAGACUCGUAGUGUGACUUCGCUUGAGGAAGUUAAAAAACGGAACGACUGGAUUUGUGUCUCUCUGGUGAUAGAUAGGAUUGCAUUUUUUGUAUUCACCUUCAUUUAUAUCAUUCUAAUUAUUGUUCUAGCUUCUGUGUAAAAGACUCAACUGUAAAAUUACAGUUUUUAUUCGCUUGUAAGAAUUAAUAAAGCCCUUUGAUGGAAUAA
Messenger RNA from Stegodyphus dumicola, 1471 nucleotides. Its product is annotated as acetylcholine receptor subunit alpha-type acr-16-like. NCBI's taxonomy places the organism in Eukaryota, Metazoa, Arthropoda, Arachnida, Araneae, Eresidae. Gene Ontology annotation, biological process: monoatomic ion transmembrane transport. The record is from RefSeq and is a predicted model, not a curated record. Gene Ontology annotation, cellular component: postsynaptic membrane. Gene Ontology annotation, molecular function: transmembrane signaling receptor activity; acetylcholine-gated monoatomic cation-selective channel activity.